Penaeus chinensis is the source of this 1175-nucleotide messenger RNA. Its product is annotated as heme-binding protein 1-like. The record is from RefSeq and is a predicted model, not a curated record. Lineage: Eukaryota; Metazoa; Arthropoda; Malacostraca; Decapoda; Penaeidae. The coding region runs from base 131 to 736 and encodes 201 amino acids. The transcript has 8 exons.
CUAGUUGCUUGUCUAUUGAAGUCUAUAUAUAUAUUUUUUACUUCAGCUAUUCUUGUUAAGUUUCCCCCUCGGACCCUCGACUCGACACGAUAUUUUCCGUUUUCUUCGUGUUUUACAAAGGGUCUUAAAGAUGAGAUUAGUCAUCACAGUCGCAUCAGUGCUGUUAACUCUGCAAGUUGCUGCCCAGCGUCCGGAGAAUGGGAUAGCGCCCUACAGUGUCAUUAAACAAGGCAAUGGCUAUGAAGAGCGACUGUACCCUGAGUUACGUUGGGUUUGUCACGAUGUCAUUCAGCGCCUGGCAAGACCUGACAUCUACACCAAGUCCUUUUUGGCUUUGUAUGGCUUCCUCAAUGGUGCCAAUUCGGAGAGCAAGAGAUUUCCCAUGACAGCCCCCGUGACGAUGGAAGUCAAGCGCGUGACUGAGGACUUGCAACGAUUCCGGAUGUGCUUCUACCUCCCCCCCUCCUUGCAACCUCCUGCAAUGCCACCCCCUGCGCCGACGACCCGUGGUUCUCGGAUCAUCACCCGCCCGUCCGUGGUCGUCCUUACCAGGCAAUUCGGAGGCCGGCCGGAGACGCCCACACACUGGCAGGGCGAAGCGCAGGCUCUGAGGGCGGUCCUUGAAGGGGCGGGCGAGAAGGGCGUCGACUUCACCGCCUUCAUUGGAGCUGUCUAUAACCCUCCAACACACGUGUCGGAUCGUCGGAAUGAAGUCUGGUUUAUGAAAAAUAAUUGAUUAUGCGAGUCCACAGAGAGACAAAAACAGACUAUCUCAAGGUUCGUCUCUUACGGAACGCCGUGUAAAAAGAACAGACAAAAAAAAAAAAAAAAAACAAGAGGAAAAAAGAAGACACUGAAGUUCUCUUGCUACAAGGCCGCCACCUGUGCUCUUCAUUCGACCCACGUGGGAAGCUAAAAUACAUACGUGCCUAUAUAUACGUACGCAUACAUACAGGAUGUGCAUGUAUACAACAUACGCGAAGAGGUGCAUACACAAGCAAAUCAACGCACGUACCAAGUCUUUAACACACACACACACACACGCACACACACACACACACACACAUGUGCACAACACACUUGCACACGCACUUACAGAAACACACAUACACAUCGCGAUAGAUGUUACAUCCUAAACAGUGGUAUUUCUCCCAUACAGCCCAGGAUAACGGUGU